Ornithodoros turicata is the source of this 5645-nucleotide messenger RNA. RefSeq names its product protein polybromo-1-like (gene polybromo). The coding region runs from base 197 to 5281 and encodes 1694 amino acids. NCBI's taxonomy places the organism in Eukaryota, Metazoa, Arthropoda, Arachnida, Ixodida, Argasidae. Gene Ontology annotation, biological process: transcription elongation by RNA polymerase II; chromatin remodeling. The transcript has 41 exons. The record is from RefSeq and is a predicted model, not a curated record. Gene Ontology annotation, cellular component: SWI/SNF complex; RSC-type complex. Gene Ontology annotation, molecular function: protein binding; chromatin binding.
CUUUCUCGCACUACAGAAAGCGAACGUGACCAGCCAACAGCAGCAAAAAAUGUCGGAUGUUUUCGCUGCUGAAAUAAAUAGUCUGCGUUGAUUCGUAAUACGGCGAAGAUUUUGACCCUACGCCUGCGCGAAUUACGCUAAGCCUUUGUCGCCACAACUCAAUCUCUUCAAUUGCGUACCUUAACACCGGACAAAAAUGCCAAAACGAAAGAAAGUUUCUCUUCCCGAAGAUGGGGCUGAUGAAAUCCACAGAAAGCGAAGACGAGGCAAUGCUGACCUGGGAGACAUCUUCCAGACACUGUACAGUGCAAUGCAAACAUGCAAGAGUGAAGACGGACGAGUUCUUUGCGAGACAUUCAUACGAGCUCCAAAGAAGAGGGUUCAAGCAGACUACUAUGAUGUUGUGGCAACUCCGAUGGACCUUCUGACAAUCCAUCAAAAGAUCAAGUCAAGCGAGUACACAGAGCUUGAUCAGCUUACUGCUGAUGUUGAACUGAUGGUCAACAACACAAAGGCAUAUUACAAGGAGGGCAGUCAAGAAUUCAAGGAUGCUGAAGAAAUGUGGGAAGCAUACCAGACUGCCAAAACAAACUUGUUGUCCACAAGGGCUAAAGAAGAGGAGAUGGAAUCUAUGGAACUGGACGGUGGUUCUCUGACAGGGGCUGUUUCAGAUUCCACAGAUGAGGACCACUACGAAGAGUUGUUCACGUCCGUGAUGACUGCAGCUGAUGCCGAGGGGCGCUGCAUCAGUUCCAUGUUUCAGCUCCUACCUUCCCGAACGCUGUAUCCAGAAUACUACAAGAUCAUAACAGAGCCCAUUGACCUCAAGCUGAUUGCGACCAAGAUCCAAGACAGUGCCUACACAAACCUCGGAGAACUAGAGAAAGACCUUAUGCUGCUCAUACGGAAUGCAAAAACCUUUAAUGAGCCAGGUUCACAGAUAUAUAAGGAUGCAACGCAGCUGAAGAAGGCAGUUCGCAUCAAGAAAGCAGAGAUAGAUCAGCGAAGGAAUGCACCCGGCAAAUGCAGCGAGCGAAUACGCUCAAAACGCAUCAUGGCAAGCCAGAAGCUGUCGGCCAUUACGGCUGCCCUCAAAUACGAGGACAACGAGCCCCCCAUCACUGUUGCAGCAACUCGUGUUUCCUUGCCCGAAGGGACAGCCGUUUCGGCUGCUGAUGAGAGCGACGACGACUCGGGUGCUCCUGAAGACGUGGACAACAGCCCAAUGUGGCAGCUACUUGAGACCGUUCGCACUUAUCAGAGUCAGGGAUACUUCCUUGCAGAACCGUUUACAAAGUUGCCAUCUAAAAGGCUGUAUCCAGACUACUACAGAGAAAUCAGGCAACCAAUCUCCUUGAAUAAAAUAGCAGCUAAAAUUAAGGAUGAAGUCUAUAGCUGCACCAUGGACACUGUGGAUGACUUGAACCUACUGUUUGAGAAUGCAAAACGCUACAACCGUCCAGACUCUAAAAUAUUUAAGGAUGCAGUCAAGUUACAGAAAGUUAUGCAGGCUAAAGCACGGGAGCUCCUAAAUUGCAACAUCAAGAUUCCAGAAUCGGACAGUGAAGGCGAAGUGGAAGAAAAAGUGAAACGAAAGAGCAAGAAAGUUGUCACUCCAGUGAGUGCUCGACGGGGUCCAAAGCCCCAGGAGGAUUUGGUUCUGAAGAAAAGGCUCAAGGCACUCAUCAGGUCACUCGUCAAUUAUGCUGAUGAUUCUGGCCGUCCCCUGAUCUCCAUCUUCAUGGAGAGACCUUCUAAACGGGAUUAUCCGGACUACUACGAAGUGAUAAGUAACCCCAUUGAUAUGCGGACCAUAGAAGAGAAUGCGAAGAGCAACAAGUAUAUGACGGAGGAAGCCAUGAUUUCCGACCUGAGGCUUAUGUUCAACAAUUGCCGACUCUACAACGAGGAAGGUUCUCAGAUUUAUCAAGAUGCAGACACUCUUGAGCGUGUUCUGAAUGAGAAAAUUAAGGAACUGGGUCCCCCUGGUGACUCUCGGACACCUCGGACAAUGCCUCGAAGGAACAAAGGGCGGAACUACAAGCUACGUGUGCUGUAUGAUACCAUCAAGGAGUACACAGAUGCCAAAGGGAGGCGCCUCUCCACAAUUUUUAUGAAGCUGCCUUCCAGAGCGGAAUAUCCUGACUACUACGAGGUGAUCAAAAAGCCAAUUGACCUGGAGCGCAUUGCAACACGUCUGCUGAAGCACAACCAGUACGAGAGCCUGGAUGACCUGCUGGCGGACUUCAACCUUCUCUUUGACAACGCCUGCAAGUACAACGAACCGGACUCUCAAAUCUAUAAGGAUGCGUUGACGCUACAGCGGAUCGUGCUGCAGACCAAACUCGAACUGAGCAGCGAGGAAAUGGAAGACGGCGGAGUCCCCGAUGUACGCACUCUAGUACAGGAGAUGCUCACUAAUCUGUUCAUUUCUGUGUACAACCACCAAGACGACGAGGGCCGCUGCUAUAGUGAUUCUAUCGUGGAACUCUCUGAAACUGCUAGUGAUGGGGCUGGUGCACCUGAAGAAAGGAAGCUGUUAACGUUGGACAUCAUCAAACGGAGAUUAGACAGGGGAUGUUACGUCAGGUUGGACCGUUUCCAAGAGGAUAUGUUUGAGGUGUUUGAACGAGCACGACGAGUCUCCCGCACAGACUCUCAGGCUUUUGAAGAUUCAGUCGAGCUUCAGUCGUACUUCAUUAAACUCCGAGAUGAGCUUUGUGGAAUGGGAGAUGUUCUGCAAUCGCCAGCACUCAACUACGCAUCUCAGGACUUGGCUGAAAGUGUGGAGGCAAUGAAGGCGCAGAAACUGCCCCAGGAGCAGCAGGAGGCUGCUGCUGAGCAAACCACCCAGGAGGAACAAAAGGAGGUGCAACGUAACAAUGAAGCUUCCUCGUCUGAUAGCACGGAGCAUCGCGGUAUCGUGAUACACGUGGGUGACUUUGUGUACGUCGAACCCAGAGAGAAAGGCAUGGAGCCACAUAUAACAAGUGUAGACCGUCUGUGGCGCGACAAGAGUGGGGAACAGUGGCUCUAUGGCUGUUGGUUCUACAGGCCCAACGAGACUUUCCAUCUGGCGUCACGAAAGUUUCUCGAGAAGGAAUUGUUCAAAAGUGACAACUAUAAUUCUACGCCCGUAAAUCAAGUGUUGGGCAAGUGCUACGUGAUGCCUGUCAAGGACUAUUUCAAGAGUUACCCCAAAGGGUUUGACGACAAGGAUGUCUACGUGUGUGAAUCUCGUUACUCUGCAAAGGCAAAGGCCUUCAAGAAGAUUAAGAUCUGGAAUUUUGUAUUCAAUGAGCACACACAGCUGGUACCACGGGAAGAGCUCCUCUCAGCUGUAAGAGUACCCUCAGUGUUUAAAGAUGGUGUUGAUAAAUUGGGUGAAGAUGAAGAAGAACUCAAGCUUGUGGAAAAGCCCCGUGCGAAUGUUUCUCUCCCCCCUGCAAACGACGAUGAAAUUGCAGUCUAUUACGAGCAGCUGAACCUUCCUUCUGGUGUAUACAAGUUAGGUGACUGUUGCUACGUUAGAACGGAACACAGCAAGACGCUUAUUGGCCGCAUUGACAAGAUGUGGAUGGAUAAAGACGGGAACGGUUUCUAUCACGGGCCGUGGUUUGUCACUCCGAGUGAAAUUCAGCAUCAACCGUCGCGGACGUUUUACCGUCAAGAAGUCUUCUUGAGUUCGAUUGAGGAUACUAAUCCACUGCUCAGUAUCGUAGGGAGGUGCUCCGUCCUUGACUACAAAGACUACACCACAUGUCGCCUCACCGAAAUUAAUGAACAGGACAUCUACAUAUGCGAGUCACGCUACAUGGAGGCUGAACGUCAAAUUCGAAAGCUUCCUAAAGGCCUGAAAAAAUUUUUGCAUUCGGAUGCAGUAACAGCGGAUGAGGUAUAUUAUUUCAAGCAUUCCAUCACUCCACAAAAGAUUGAACCAACUCCAGAACCUGAAACAGUACCUACAACUGACGAAAUGUCCCCCAAUAUGUCACGAGUCACGUCGGAGACCGACAAUGAGGAAUCAAACGAUGUUCCCAGUUCGUCUCUCGGGCGUGACGAGAAUAGCAAUCUCUCUUCUGCCUCAGGUAAAAAGAAAAGCUCUAAGAGACUAGUCACUGGAUACCUGCUAUUUGCUGGUGAAAUUCGAAAAUCUAUUGUCGCUGCUAACCCAGACAAGUCAUUUGGAGACAUCAGCCGGCUAGUUGGAAAUGAGUGGCGGAACCUACAGCCGAGCCAGAAAGUUGACUUUGAGGAACGUGCUCAGCGUGUCAACGAAGAUGCAAACAGCAUGGACAGCUUGCCGCAAAGUCCAGCUUCGUCAGCAUGCGGAGAGGGAAGUCGUGACGGAGGGCCUCGAACACCAGGAGGUGGUGCCGACCUCCCCACACUUUCCACCACUGUAUACGAGUGCCUGUGGGACACUUGCGAGGCGCAGUACGAAACACAACAAGAACUUGUGGAUCAUUUAGCCCAGGAGCCUAAUGGACAUGUGUAUCAAUCAUAUCUUGGUUUCAAAGAUAACAACGAGUUCCAGUGCCUGUGGCCUAACUGUGCCAGAGUAAAGAAAAAUGUCCCGCCAUUCCCAAAUAUUCAAAAGCUACUGCGCCAUGUUCGUGAGGUGCACGUCAAAACAGCUGGAAAGAUCAUAAUGCCAGACGUGAAAGCCAGGUCCUUUACACCUUCGAAAAAAGGCGUUGCAUCUCCUGCUCCUGCAGCUAUGCCUCCAAGCACACCAGUGUCGCACCACCAUCUCCACCACCAGCAGCUGUCUGCUCCUUCCCCUAUGCACCUUGUCCCUCCCAUGCCCCAUCACCCCGGCAUAGGUGCUGCCACCCAUGGGACCCCAAAUUAUGGGACUCCUCCUCCUCCCCCUCCUCCUCAUUUUGUUCCUGGUGCCAACAGUCCUUACAUGUCAGCGCAACCGCAUUUGAGAGUGCAAGGGGCCAGCAUGGGCCAGCCCGGCGCUGCAGCUCCUGCCCCUCCAGAGCGUACCCUCGAGCCCAUCUUUGUGGCUCCCCCACCUCUGCCACACAAGCUACUUCAUACGUAUACAUACAUCAAGUACAUUGAGAGCCUCCAGUCAGACAGCAAGCACGUCAGCAACUGGGACACGCAGCUCAAGGCCACCAAAGACAACACCCCUGUGUAUGACGCCAGCCGCCUUCCCACACAUUGGCUGGGCAAUGGAGUUGGCGGUCAUGGGAACGCCGUCAAUGCUCUGUGGGCCCUGAGGGACUUUAUGCUCAGGGACGCGCUCAAUAUAUCUCGGAUAUCAUGAGGAACUUGAUUGUGAGGUGCUGUUUUAGUGUGGGUUGUGGCCAAACAGAUUUUAAAUGGUGUGCACAAAUAGCUGUGCUUUUUUAUUCUUCUAUCUUAAACGAAAUUUCUGAAAAGUAGCCGUUUCUGUCGAAGUGGCUCUUGAGACCUGCUGCAAUGUUCUGGUUUCCUUCUCACUGAAGAGGGAUGUUAUUUGUAAGAUUUAUCGUUCUUCUUGCGUGAAUCUGUAAGAAGCAAUCAUAAGGUGUGAGAUGUCAUCAUGUCUGAGUGGAACAUUUAUGUGUCGUGCAUGGUUCUUUCAUUUUAAAACCUGUGUAAUUGUGCUCAUAAUGUUCAUUUUUUCAGUAAAUAUGCUAUGUGCAGUA